This is a messenger RNA of Linum tenue, 2923 nucleotides long. Lineage: Eukaryota; Viridiplantae; Streptophyta; Magnoliopsida; Malpighiales; Linaceae. The record is from the annotation of a GenBank genome assembly.
CCCAUUGACACGUGACUUUCUGAUUCCCACUUAGAAAGAAAAUAAUCGAUACAGCUGCUUCCCACUCCUCAACGCAACAAACUCUCUCCCUCACUCACUCUCUCACUCCCUCUAUCCCCUAAACCCCCGCCGCUGCUUCUCCUCCGCCGUCGCCGCUCUCUCCUCUGAAAAAAGUUAUGAAACCACCGCCAUUUCCACCAUGCCCUUAACCAACCCAACCCCAAGCCGCUCCGGCCGCCUCAUCAUCUCCUCCUUCCUCUUCCUCCUCCUCCUCUUCUCUCCGGCCACCGCCGCACCGGAACCCGACGCCGUCUCCCUCCUCUCCUUCAAGUCCAAAGCCGACUUGGACAACAAGCUCCUCUACACCAUCAACGAGCGCUUCGACUACUGCCAAUGGCAGGGAGUGAAAUGCGCUCAGGGCAGAGUCGUCCGUUUCGUCCUCCAAGGGUUCGGCCUCCGCGGCACCUUCCCUUCCGCCACGCUGAGUCGACUCGACCAGCUCCGAGUCCUCAGCCUCCACGACAACUCGCUCUCCGGCCCAAUCCCUGACCUCUCCCCGCUCGUCAAUUUGAAGUCUCUCUUCCUCAGCGGGAAUUCCUUCUCGGGGAAUUUCCCUCCUUCCAUUCUCCUCCUCCACCGCCUCACUGUCCUCGAUCUCUCCCGCAACAGCCUGACCGGUACGGUCCCGGUCGGAUUGUCCGGGUUGGACCGGCUCAACUCCCUCCGCCUGGAGUGGAAUCGCUUCACCGGAACCGUCCCGCCCCUCAACCAGUCGUUCCUCGUGAGCUUCAACAUCUCCGGGAACAAUCUCACCGGCCAGAUACCCUUCACCCCGACGCUCUCCCGCUUCGAUACGACGGCGUUUCUGCUCAACGCGCCGGAUCUCUGCGGCGAGGUUAUCAAUAAGGCUUGCCCUUCCAACCGCCCUCCCUUCUUCGAGCCGUCGUCGCAGGGGAACGCCACCUCUCCGGCGGUGGCUUCUUCUUCUGCCCCGCUCAACCAGAGCGCGGAAGCGCAGUCCGGAACCGCGGUCUUGGCGCCUCCGGCGCGGAAACGUCGGAAGGUAACCGCCGUUUUAGCGUUGGCCGCCGGCGCCUCCCUGCUCGCAAUUGCUGUCAUGUGCGUCUUUCUGGUCCAAGCCAAGAGGAGGCGCGGGAACCAGAGCGAGCACGCAGCCGCGGAAGCCAAGCCUCCACCUCCUCCGACGAAUUUCUCCGGCUCCGGGCAGCAGGCAACUACUGGAGGGAAGUCCUCGGAGAAGAGCGGAACCGCCACGGCGGCGGCCGCGGCGAUUGUGAGUUCGGAAUCGAGAGUAGGGUUUGGAGGGAACCAUCGGAGCGGGAAUCUGGUGUUCUGCGGGGGAAGAGAGAAUCAACAUUCCCAGCAGCAAGGGUAUAAUCUGGAGCAGCUGAUGAAAGCAUCGGCGGAGCUGCUGGGAAGGGGAAGCGUGGGGACAACGUACAAGGCGGUGCUGGACAACCAGCUGAUUCUGACGGUGAAGCGUCUGGAUGCUAACAAGACGGCCAUCACCGGCAGCGAGGCGUUUGAGAAGCAUAUGGAGAUCGUGGGUGGGCUGCGGCAUCCGAAUCUGGUUCGAAUCAUGGCUUACUUCCAGGCAAAGGGUGAAAGGCUGGUGAUUUACUCUUACCAGCCCAAUGGCAGUCUCUUCAAUCUCAUUCAUGGUUCCAGAUCAACGAGAGCAAAGCCGCUUCACUGGACAUCCUGCUUAAAAAUAGCAGAAGAUGUGGCUCAAGGUCUAGCCUACAUCCACCAAACCACGCAGCUAGUCCAUGGCAACUUGAAAUCCUCCAACGUCCUCCUCGGACACGACUUCGAGGCCUGCAUUACGGACUACUGCCUCGCAGCCCUCGCGGACACCACUUCUUCCGCCGAUGACCCUAACUCGGCAGCGUGUAGAGCUCCGGAGACCCGCAAGUCGUCCUCAAGCAGGCGGGUCACGGCCAAGUCCGAUGUUUAUGCAUUCGGGGUGUUGUUAUUGGAGCUCCUGACCGGGAAAUUACCGUCUCAGCAUCCGUACCUUAUGCCUGCGGAUUUGCUGGACUGGGUCCGGGCGAUGAGGGAUGAGUGCGAUGGCCGGGAAGAUAACCAGCUGGGGAUGCUGACCGAGGUUGCGAGCCUGUGCAGCUUGACCUCUCCAGAGCAGAGGCCGGCAAUGUGGCAGGUGCUGAAGAUGAUCCAGGAGAUUAAAGACAGCGUUGUGGUGGAGGAGAGUGUGAGUAUUGGGUAUGUAUAGAGGAAAGGAAGAAAAGAAAAGGGCAGGAGAAUGGCAGUGCAGGCAGGGAUGGUGGAAUGAGAGCAAGAGACAUAGUUGAAUUGGGAUCCAUUGCUGAUGGAUGGAAAGAAUAUGGUUGUUGGGAGAAAUGGAACGUUAUUACAUGGCGUGUUGUCUUUCUUUGCCUUCCCCUGCUUCUGGUUGGGAGGGAGCUCGAUUUUUGCUGUAAAGGCUUUGUUGUAUCAUUCCUCUGGAUUUUGGACUCACUGUGCUAAUUGAUUUAGGCUUGCUUUUUCCUCCUUAUAGAAGAAAUUUGCUUGCUGCUAAUUCCUCUCUUUUUUUCUGGUAACAGAGAACCUUCAUCUGUAGUUGACAUUUUGGUGACACAGUCUGUAGGCAGGCCAAACUCCCCGGCUGAACCUACACAGUCGUCAGUUUGCAGUUGCUCGGGGAGGGGGUGAAUAGAGGUAGUUCAUGCAUCCAUGGCCAUCCUGCAAGCAGGGCAAAGGCCUUCACCACUCAAGACCCCCGCUGGGGAUCAAACACACGAUCUCUCGUGUCGUGUAUCGAACUACCAGUUGAUGUGUCUAAAGUCUAAACUGGAGAUAGAAAUAAUUGUAUGAUCAUGGAAUAUGAUACAAUAAGUCUAAACUGAAGGGAUAAUUUGCUUGUAGUGGUGGUAUCCUCAUG